GGCCGGCCGGCGCGCGAUGGCCGCGAUGGCAGCCCUCAUGGCGGCGCUGACCGGUGCAGUCGCAGCGGCGAGGGGCGUCUUGCGAAGGCAGCGGGCGCCCGGGCUGGCCAGGGCGAUCGUGGAGGGCCGCCGCGCCAAGUUGGCGCAGGACAGCGUGGCCAGCGUGGGCAACGAGGCCGCGAGCGACUGCAAGGCGGCCGCCACCGUGGCCAUCCGGGGGCUCGGGAAGGGCUUCGAGGCGAGGUGCGCCAACGUCGAGAGGAACGUCCACCAGCAGGGCUCCAAGACCAACACGUGCGAGGCCCAGAUUGCCACGCUCCAGCGGGACAUUCAGGAGCUCUGCGAGCAGCUCGAGAUCGCGAAGAAGGAGGUGCUGGGGCCGAAGGUCGUCUUCGAGGAGGCUCAACGCUUCGCCCGCCCGCCGGGCCCAGCCGUCAUGGUGGCGCGGACGCGGGCGACGGCUGCCGUGCCCAUGGCGGAGGUGGAGAGCGCGCUGCAGGAGUGGCUUGGGGCGGCCAACCUGCUGGCCGUGGACGGGCAGCAGGAGGCGAAGUACAAUAUCGAGGGAGAGCGGGUUGGCAGCCGAUUCCUGGCGCGAAUGCAGGGACUCCCGGGCACGGCGGCGCAGCGGGCCAGGCAGGGGCUCGGCUCUGCCGGUAUGGUGGAGCUCUUCGUUGGGCUGGACCGGAACCCUAAGCAGGUGCGCACAGAGAUCAUCUGCAAGCAGGCGAAGCGGAUCUUCUCCGCCACCUACCCCAACCGGAGCGAUGCGACGUCGCAGCCGCGCCUGGGCUGGUGCGACAAGCACGCGGCGCUGUUCGGCGUGGACGAGUCGGCUAUCGCGGAGGAGCUCCUGGCCGGCGUGGCGAGGGCCGACGUGACCGCGCUGCAGUGCUGGGACCGCCAGCGCUCGAUGGCGAAGUGGGGGUAUUUGAAGCGCCUGCUGGUCCCUGGCACGGCGGUGGCAGAGCAGGAGACGCACGGCAGCUCUGAGUUGUUAGCGCGAACGUUGGCUAGGCUCCGCGCGGCCGCUCUCCCCCGGUGUGAUGCAGCGACCGAGGGUGGCUACCUAAGCGGUCCCGCCCGGCGGGCGCCCGACCAAUCGCGCUUGCAGACGAGCGUCGAGUCAGGCCUUUUGGGCGGCCGGCCGGCUCACCGACCGCUCGAGACCCAAUGGCGGCGCGCGCUGGCUGGCUUAAUCCGGAUCGAGCACGAGGAGCCGACCUGGGUGGACCGCGCUAAGGCCAGAGUCUCCAUUCUCGACCACAUCUACGUGGGGUGCCCUGGCUGCCUCUUCAAUCAGCUGGAGGGCUCGGUCAGCCUGGCCAGCGCGCCUGAGGUGGUGGAGGCGAGUGGCAUCAGUGACCAUGCAGCUGUUGCGGCACUGUUGCGGCCGCGCUUGACGACGCCCGCGGCCGAGCGCCCCAUCGAGCCCAACCUCUUUCGCUUGUCCUUCUUCGUGGAGGAGUCGAAGCUCAUGCUGGAGCAGGCGGGCCUCAGCGGCGUUGCGCCCUCGAAGCUGCACCUGUUCAAGCAGCCGGGGCGCGAGGCUGCGCGGCGCACCCGGGAUUGGCUUCUUCUCGAGGGUCCUGGUGUUCACGGCGCACAGUAUCAGUUGGCGCGCUCCUUGGCGCGCGUGGCAUGGCGCCAGGAUGCGCGGCUGGCGGCCCGGGUGCUGGCGACAUGUCCAGCGCUCGCUGGCUAUCUGGAUUUGGAGCACCUGGAGCAGGAGAAGCAGUUCAUUGAGGAGCACAAGAACACCGUCAACGGGAGGGGCGCGGUGAAGUGCGAGCGGAAGCUGGGGGCCGCCCCGCGGAGAGCGGCACUCUGGCUGCCGCGGGGCAGGAGGGCGCGGUUGCAGGCCCUCGUCGUCGGGGACGACGUGGCGAGGGACGAGCAGAGCAUCGCCCAGGGGCUGAGGGGGCACUGGGGCCAGGUGUUCGAGCGCAAACCCGUCGACCAGAGGGAGAUGCAUGCGUAUCUCGACCGGAUGGGGAUCCACCGCGAGGAUUUCGGCGCGCUGGAGCCUCCCGCGGCGCGCGACUUCGAGCGGAAGCUUGCCGAGAGCCUGGGCCGGAGCGCGCCUGGGCCAGACGGCUUGCGCUUUGAAUUCUGGUGGCAGGCCCCGGGGGCUGCUGGCCUCUUGGCUGAGGCAGCGCAGUGGAUGGCUGACGGUAGCGGCAUGAAUGUGGAGUUCAACGGCUGCCUGGCCCUCUUCAUUCCGAAGGGGGGCUUCGAUUUGGACGGGGAGGGGGUGCAGCGGGAGGCUGGGGACAUGCGCCCUUUGAGCCUCCGCAACACCAAUAUCAAGGUGAUUGCGUCUGUUCUGGCGGGCAAACUGGCACGGGCGGCUCGAAAGGCUGUGCCGUCUUCGCGGAGAGGCUUCCUCAAGAGGCGCAUCUUCGGACGCAGCGCGGCCGCGCUGGACGGUGCGGCGCGCGUGCGCUCGGCGUCGGACGGGCCGCGCGCCCGGCUUCCGGUGCUCGCGUUCUUUGCUUUCCAGCGCGCUUGCCCGAGCAUCGGCCAAAUGUUCAUGGUGGAGGCGAUGAGGAGGACGGGGGUCCCUGACGGCGCAGUCAACAUGCUGCAGGGGUUCUACGCCGGCGUGCACUGCCUGGGAGCGGCGCAUGGGCAGCUGGUCUUCCUUUUCGCACUGGAGUCCGGCAUCCUGCAGGGAUGCCCGUUGUCGGGGGUGAUGUUCGCCCUGUGCGCGGCAUCGUUGUUCGCGGAUUCGGAGAUGCAUGUGGACGCGAAGGGUCGCGGUGCGACUGGUGGCUGCGCGGGCGAUGUUGGCGCUGCCUUCAAACAGCUGAUGUCGCUGCUCCCUGUGGAGCGGAUCUCUGCCGUCUAUGAGAAAAUCUCUUGUCUGCAGCUCAAGCCGCCCAAGUGCAUCCUGGUUCCAGUCGGGGGGCCCUUCGAUCCGGACGUGGUGCAGCGCAUUCAGCUUUGGCAGAAAUGGCGCGGGCGCGGCCAUGCAUUGGGGCGCAUUGGCGCCUCCUCGACGCUGGAGACGGGCGCGUUGUACAACCAGCGCGCGGUGCCGACGAUGGGCUAUCUUGCGCAGUUCGCUUCCCUGCCCAAGGACGGCGCUCUCCGAGAGUGGACGGUCCUCGCCUCCAACCUCAGGACGCCGCGCAACGCCUGGGGUUGGGGGGGCUGGUUCUCCUUGGGGCGCCGGCGUGGCCCGCCCAUCCGCUUGGCGGCGAUGGCGGCGAUGGCCGUUCUCACGCGCGCGGCGCUGGUCUCCCAUAGCAGCUGGCAGGCGGCAGCAGGCCGCUGGAUGCGACAGUCUUAUGCGGAAGACCUCUGCGACGCAGCCGGCGGGUUCGCCAGCCGCGGCGGCAUGGUCGCCGUCGCCGGCCGUUGUGCUCUGCAGGAGGCCCGGAAGAAGCUGGGGGACAUCCGCGCACUGGAGGGCCGCGACGGAAGGCCCAGGAGAAAGGAGAUUCAGGCUACCAUCCAGAGUGCGAUCGAGCGGACGCUAUUGCCCGAGGAUUUGGCGGCCCUGCUGUUCAGGCGCGCGGUGACCUGGUGGCCUGGGCUCGCGGUGUGGAUCGUGGACAUCCAGUGGGAGCGGCUCUGGGCCCUGCUGCAGAAGGUGCCUGCGUCGUGGGCGUUGGCCGUCUUGCGCACCUGGAUCCUCGAGGAGAUGUUGGGGCUGGACCACCUGCCACCCGACCUGCUCGUUCGGUGGGGCUAUGCGAGCACGGCUGAGAAGGCCCCCGCGGUGCCCCCGCUGCGGGCGCGGCGGGCGUUCCG
Molecule: messenger RNA, 3759 nt
Organism: Prorocentrum cordatum
Lineage: Eukaryota; Dinophyceae; Prorocentrales; Prorocentraceae
Source: the annotation of a GenBank genome assembly